UAAAGCAAAAGCCUCUCUCUCUCUCUCUAAGGCUCUCCAUUGCUUCCCUCACCUUCUCUCUCUCUCUAAAAACCAGAGAGCCAGAAGAAGAAGCAGAGGUGGUUUAGGGUUUCGAAAUCAGAGUAGUAGUCGUGUAGGUAGAGAUUGAUGUAAGCGUUGGUGGUUUUGUGUUGGAAGAAGAAGAAGACGAGGAGGAGCAAUGGCAACAGCGCCGGUGAAGCCGCCGCUGCACAACUUCCCGCUAUCGUUCUUGAAAUGGGGGAGCAAGAACCACACCAACACCAACCACCGCUACCGCCGCCCCGUCUCCGCCGAGCCCGAACCGUCCGACGAUUCCGAGCCGCCGCAGCACCACCACCACGGCAAUCGCGUCGGAUCCCGCACCGCGCGCCACCGCUUCUCGCUCACUUCCUGCUCCGAGAAGCUUCCGGGGCCGCAGAAUUCCGAGAAAGAGAGCGAGGACAGCGACGACGACGGUAAGGCCGCGGCCGCCACCGCCGCCGCGGCGGAGGAGGCCGAGGUUCAGAAGCCGUGGAAUCUGAGGCCGAGGCGAGCACCGACGGCGAUGACUUCGAAGGCGAAUAAUACUACUACUGCGAACGGCGAGCUGCAUGAGCCGGAGGGUCCGAACCCGAACCCGAAGCAGGGCGAGCAGCCGGCGCCGAAGUCGAUGAGGCUGAGGGGUUUGGCUGAAGGUCCGAGCAUGGAGAAGAAGAAGGAGAAGAGGAAGUUCUGGAUCGCUUUGUCUAAGGAUGAAAUUGAAGAGGACAUAUUCAUCAUGACCGGGUCCAGACCCGCCCGGCGGCCCAAGAAGCGGCCCAAGAAUGUCCAGAAACAGCUCGAUAAUUGUUUUCCGGGUUUAUGGCUCGUGGGGUUUACAGCUGAUGCUUAUCGGGGUGCCGAUUCUCCGACGAAGAAGUAGAAGAUUGUGUGUUCUUAUUUGAAAGCUGGCAAACGAAAAGGGCUGCCCCUGUGGUGUGGAAACCUCAAUUUGAGGUAUAAUGUGCUGAACUUUUACAUAGAGGAAGUGGAAUUACCUAUAGUAGUUAAAAAGAAGGUAUAUUAGGGGGAAAAAGAUAUCUAAUUUCCUUGUUUUGAAUGUUUUUGGGUCUCAUUUUGUAUUGCUCAUGGGGGCAGGAUGCAGGGCCGCUUUAGUUGCUUUGCAUUCAAGUAGUUCUAGUAUGUAAAAAAUGGACGACUUAUAUAUAUGUAAAUGAUAGAGUCAAUUUCAGUUGUUUUA
Molecule: messenger RNA, 1240 nt
Organism: Rosa rugosa (rugosa rose)
Lineage: Eukaryota; Viridiplantae; Streptophyta; Magnoliopsida; Rosales; Rosaceae
Exons: 3
Coding region: 200-922 (240 amino acids)
Source: RefSeq, a predicted model, not a curated record